UCUUGAUAUUUUCUCUCCCCACCCCCCACGUUUCUUUUAUACCCCCCUUAAAUCCCAGUUUGCCCUUCGAAAAUGACCACUUUUUUGGUUAGCAAAUUCGGGUUUUACGAAUCGAAAAAAUAAAAACUUCGGUUUUUAAAAACCACUCGCUUUGUACUUCGAGUUUUACGAAUCGAAGUAUGUUUAUAUAGAAAGCAACCUCUCACAUUCUUCAUCACUUUCAAUACUUCAUCCCCACACUACCAAAAGAGAUCCCAAAAUCCAAUCCGUUUUUCACUCAAAUCGCUGCUUAAAAUCAAGUUUGGAACGUUUGCUAAGGGUUGGAAGGCGAUUUGAAGCACAAUAUUAAGUUAUGGCGGGCAAACGAGAGCUUGUGCUAGGUAUCUGUGCCCCGGGAAUUGUUGAGGUUCCGCCUGAUAAACCUCCAUCUAGACCUGUUGCAUAUGAGAUUGAUACAUCAGAUCAUUUUUACACUGAAAUGGCAACCCCUGACCGAGAUGAGUUGAUUAGAUGGGCUCGGGAGAUUGCCUUAAAGCUAAAGUUUGCAAUUGUAAUUGGCAAAUCCGACAACGGCAGCGAUAAGAGGAAGCAAUAUUUCAGGUUGGAUUGCGAGCGGGGAGGCCGGUACGUGUCAACAAAUAAGAAGCUAAAAUCUGAUCAAACCGGCACGAGGAAAUGCGGCUGUCCAUUUCGACUCCGUGGUUAUUGUCAUGCCGAUAAAACAUGGCAUUUGACCGUUGUAAAUGGCAAACAUAACCACGAGUUGGACAAGGCAGUUGAAGGUCAUCUCAUUGUCGGUCGUCUCAAACCGGAAGAAAGGCAAUGUAUGGAGGAAAUGUCAAGGAAUUUGGUUCCGCCUAAGAAUAUAAUGUCCACAUUGAAAGAUAGGGAUCCAAACAACAAGACAACGGCAAAGCAACUCUACAAUUUAAGUCAUCGAUUAAAACUUAAAAUGAGGGCAUCAAUGACUGAAAUGCAACACCUCUCCAAAAGACUUGUCGAGACCGGGUAUUUUUUCAAACAUAGGACGGUUGUUGCAGACGGAUCCGAACACGUUCAAGACAUUUUCUUUGCACAUCCUAAAUCUAUAAGUUUGUUCAAUUCUUUUCCUACUGUGCUUUUGAUGGAUUCGACAUACAAAACAAACAAAUACAAAAUGCCGUUAUUUGAGAUUGUCGGAUUCACAUCAACUGGGAGAUCUUUCAAUGUUGGAUUUGCUUGGCUUACCAAUGAAAGAGAAGACAACUUCACUUGGGCUCUAGAGCAGUGUGUCAGUCUCUUAAGGAAUGAGGAUGUUAGACCGAAGGUGAUUGUCACCGAUAGGGAUUUGGCUCUGAUGAAUGCAGUUUCCGAGGUAUUUCCAACAUCGGCUGCAAUGGUUUGUCGUUUCCAUGUAAAAAAGAACGUGAGCUCUAAGAUGAAGGAAAUUGUGAAAAUCAAGAAUGGAGAGAAUGAGAAGCAGACUGAUGUGUGGGAUCAAAUCACCGAUGCUUUUAAUGAUGUGUUAGAGUCGCCAACGGAAAAAGAAUAUGCUGACAAUGUUAUGGUGUUUAGGGAGCUCUGUGCGAGAUGGCCAAAGUUUUUGCGUUAUGUUGAAGAGACUGUCCUAGACACUGAUAAAGAAAGGGUUGUCAAUGCUUGGGUAGACCAACAUAUGCACAUGGGGAAUCACACCACGAAUAGAGCUGAAUCAUGUCAUGGUGUGUUGAAAGGUUACUUGAAGGACGGUAACGGUGACUUGGUGAAAGGAUGGGAAGCGAUAAAUAAGAUGUUGAUAAGUCAGUUCACUGAAGUACAAGGUGAAUUCGGUCGGAGUAUGUCUGUUGCGGAACACAGAUACGAUGAUGAUCCUCUUUACGCAUUCUUGUUUUAUAAAAUCUCAAGAAAGGCUAUGGAUCACAUUUAUGACGAAGCAAACAGGGUCGAAGAAUGUGGUAUGGAUAGCAAAAAGUGUGGCUGUGUUAUGAGAAGGACAUACGGGUUGCCAUGUGCAUGCUUGAUUGCGAAGAAGAUAAAAAAUAACAAACCUAUCCGACUGGAUGAGAUUCAUCCUCAAUGGAAGAAACUGUGUUUCGAAGAUGAGCCGGCACCGGGCGACGUGGCUGACGAUUAUGAUUGCUUGGCUGAGUGGAAAGCAAUUCAGGAACGAUUAAAAACAGCCGAUGUUAGCGUGAAGAAUGAUAUUAGGAAUCAACUUCGUCUCAUUGCAUAUCCAGAAACCACCUCUGUGAAACCUCCGCUUCAAAAGGCCAAAACAAAAGGUGCUAGAAAGAAAAAAUCAGUUCGUGUCACAAGAUCCACGAGCAGGGAUAAGUCUCGGUGGGAGCAUGUUGAUGAUCAUAUUGCAGCUACACAGGCAUCUCAGUCGCAAGCAACAAAGUCAAAGCCGUCGACUUCACAAACAGUGCCUGAGGUGCCUAAAGAACUCGUCAUCCGUACUUUGACUCCAGCACCUCCAGCACCUCCUGAAAUUCCUUUUAUCAACCAUAUGCCGAAGUUCAUGCACCCAUUUAUUGAAGAUAUUAUUGACGUUCAAGGUGACGGUUAUUGUGGAUACCGUGUGGUAGCUUUGCACCAAAAAGAAAAUCAACAAGAUUAUGAGUUGAUCAGACUGAACAUGGAGAGGGAGCUGAGAUUGCAUAAGGAAUCAUAUGUGGAGUUGUUCGAUACUGAGCGUUACAAGUAUGUCACGGAUGCACUUUUCCCACCACCGAGAAGGAGUAAACAUGCUAUUGCAACCAAGGACAAAUGGUUUACUUUUCCGGAUAUGGGUUACGUUGUGGCUACUCAUUUUCAGAGGGUUGUUGUUCAACUAUCAAAUAUGGAAAAGUGUGGAGCAUCUAGAACUUGUUUCCCAUUGCGUGGCAAACCUCCAUCAGACACGUCAGACUUGGAUUCCAAGAUUAUUUGCAUCGGCGCGCUCGCUGACCACUUUGUGUUAGUGCGAUUGAAAGUAGGAUGUCCGAUACCUCCAACGGCUCAUCAGUGGAAAAACUCUUGUUCCGAAGAAGCUGCAGAUUGGGAGCCCAUGUUUUUGGAUAGAAUGCAAAAGUUUGGUGAGCUGUUGACCAUUGAAAGAGCAGGCGAUGACUUAGUCACGAUUGGAAAGGGUAGCAAAGACGAUCCGUUGGAAUUGUAGUAGAUUUUAGUAGUUUCAUUUUGAAUUAGCUAAGCGCAUUAUUUUUUGAAAUGGUAGCUAAGCGCACUAUUUUUUGAAAGGGUAGCUAAGCGCAUUAUUUUGUGAUGUAUACCAUGCCGAUUAUGCUUUGUAACAUAUUAACUUUGUAUGCGCAAUUUACACAUGAACCUUGGUUAUGAAAUGUGGUAUUAUUGUAUAUUGAACUUUGGUAUUAUUGUUAUGAAAUAUGAUUAUGAAACUUUGGUUAUGAAAUGUUGUAACAAAUUGUAUUUA
Molecule: messenger RNA, 3412 nt
Organism: Trifolium pratense (red clover)
Lineage: Eukaryota; Viridiplantae; Streptophyta; Magnoliopsida; Fabales; Fabaceae
Product: PKS-NRPS hybrid synthetase cheA-like
Exons: 3
Coding region: 353-3139 (928 amino acids)
Molecular function (GO): DNA-binding transcription factor activity, RNA polymerase II-specific
Source: RefSeq, a predicted model, not a curated record